This is a messenger RNA of Trifolium pratense (red clover), 1202 nucleotides long. RefSeq lists its product as uncharacterized. The transcript is spliced from 10 exons. The coding region runs from base 268 to 972 and encodes 234 amino acids. The record is from RefSeq and is a predicted model, not a curated record. Lineage: Eukaryota; Viridiplantae; Streptophyta; Magnoliopsida; Fabales; Fabaceae.
GUGAUUAGUUAGUUGUAGAGACAGUGUGGUCGUUCUUCUGUUUUUGAAAUCCUCACUGACCGACCAUCAAUAACAUUUCAAAAUUUUGAUCCCAAACAAACACACUCCAAGUCAUAGCUCAUUCAUUCAAACACCUUCUUCAAUCAUUGCGUAGUUUGCACUGUCAUAUAUAUAUAUAUAUAUAUAUAUAUAUAUAUAUAUAUAUAUAUAUAUAUCAGAUCUCACAACACAACACAACAAGGAUCAGAUUUCAUUCUUUAAUCUAAAAUGAAACCAAAUUGGGAACUCAACAACUGCUGCAACCAUGAACAGGUUGUGUUUUUUGUCACUGUUGGUGUCUGUACUGUUGUUAUACUUGCUCUUUGGAGAACGGUGUUACUGAGACCCUUUAAGCUUGUUACUGUGUUUCUUCAUGAGGCAAGCCAUGCAAUUGCUUGUAAACUUACAUGCGGUCAUGUAGAAGGAAUUCAGGUUCAUGCAGAUGAAGGUGGAACAACCCAAACUCGAGGAGGCAUAUACUGGUUAAUCCUGCCUGCUGGAUAUCUUGGUUCAUCUUUCUGGGGCAUGAUCUUGAUACUUGCAUCAACAAAUCUUCUCACUGCUAGAAUUGCGGCUGGUUGUUUUAUUGCUGCUCUACUUAUUGUCCUCUUCGUAGCGAAAAAUUGGACUCUUAGAGGACUUUGUAUUGGAUUUAUCAUUUUCCUUGGUGUAAUAUGGAUUCUGCAAGAGACAACCGAGGUUCGAAUACUUCGCUACAUUAUAUUGUUCAUAGGUGUAAUGAACAGCUUGUUUUCAGUAUACGAUAUUUACGAUGAUCUGAUAUCCCGUAGAGUACAUUCAAGUGACGCAGAGAAAUUUGCAGAAGUAUGCCCUUGUCCUUGUACUGGUGUUGGAUGGGGUGUCAUUUGGGGUUUGAUAUCUUUUGCCUUUCUAUGUGGAGCUGUGUAUCUUGGUGCUGUGAUCUUGUCAUAAGGUGCAGCAACGAAGAUUCUGUUUCAAGAUUCUGUGAUUCAGUUCAUUGGGAUUUACUUCUUUGACAGACUAAUAAUUAAGUUUACAUGAAUGUCACUAUUUUACCAUCUUCUCAAAUUAUAAUAUUAAUUGUGUAGUGAUUAAUCAUUUAAUUGUGCAUGAGACACUGUAAUUAGCCAUCGAUUUAUCAUAUGUAUAUUUGUUAUACAAGUUCCUCAUUAAUUAGAGAA